Musa acuminata subsp. malaccensis (wild Malaysian banana) is the source of this 2131-nucleotide messenger RNA. Its product is annotated as RING-H2 finger protein ATL65. Gene Ontology annotation, biological process: protein ubiquitination. The record is from RefSeq and is a predicted model, not a curated record. Gene Ontology annotation, molecular function: transferase activity. NCBI's taxonomy places the organism in Eukaryota, Viridiplantae, Streptophyta, Magnoliopsida, Zingiberales, Musaceae.
AGUAUCUAAAGCCGCUUACGGAGGGAGGGCUACUGCUACUACGAAGCCGCCUUCGUCGAACCAAAGACUCGCGAUACACGUCCGGUGUCCCUUGGGAACACCUACACCGUGCUCUCCGCAUUAAAUACGAACUCGAAUUAUGGUUCGAUUCACCACAUGUGAUUACCCGUUACCCAGGACCAGGUUAAGUUAUAAGACUCGUGCAGAAACAUUUUCAAUUACAAACAGUGGCCAACCCACGCCUACGGUGGAAAAUAAAGUUGAAGCGAGCCUCCGCGAUGGCCUUCUUCCGCUGCUUCGUUCCGCUUCCUCCCACCGCCGAGAUGACAACGAUGGCGGCGCCACCCAUCGCACCGUCUGCGGCAUACGAGUUCGCGUGGGGGCCGUCCCCCGUGACCACCGGCGGCAGCGAGCCAAACCUGCCACGGAUCACCCCCGACUUCAGCCCACCGCUCAUCGCGAUGGUGGCCGUCGUCGGCACCGCCUUCCUCAUCGUCCUCUACGCCCGGAUCCUCUCUCGACAGUUCCGCCUCCUCCGCCGUCGCUGGCGCCGAUGGCGCCGGCGACGGCGGCUUCUUCAGUCCACGGCCGCAGCGUCCGACCUGGAGUCCCCUCCGCCCUUCGGCGGCGCCGCGUCCUUCGGGUCAUCCUCGGACUUGUUCCUCUCGCCCUACGGCCUCGACGACGCGGCCAUUAAGGCCCUGCCCGUGUCCCUCUUCUCACGGGCCAAGGCCAAGCAGCUGGCCGUCACGAACCGCGAAUGCGCGGUGUGCUUGUUGGAGUUCGAGGACGACGACACGCUCCGCACGCUGCCCCUGUGCGCACACGCCUUCCACAUGGACUGCAUCGACGUGUGGCUCCGCUCCCACGCUACCUGCCCCCUCUGUCGCGCCGCCGUGCUCCGCCACGAGGCUAUUUUCGCCCCUAUGCGCGCCGCCCGGAUCCGCCCCAGUCUCGACGACAUCCUCCUCGUGGACCCACCGCCGGACCCCGGCGGCGUGGCGAUACUUCCGGACCCCGACCCGGACCCGGAGAUCACCCCUGCGGCAGCGUCCCCGCUUCACACCGAGGACGGCUUCGGCCCGCGGGACUUCCUCCUUAAGCGCUCCUACUCGUUCGGCUUCGAGCGAAGCCUGGCCGCGGAGCGCAUGGUGCUGGAAGCGUCGACGGCGUCGCCAUGGCGGUACCGCCAGCACCGGGUGGGCUUCUGGAGCAAGCGCUGGCCAUCGCCGUUCGGGGGAUCCUACUCCGCGUCGCGAGCACCGCGCGUCUUCUCCUUCCGCUCCUACCGCGGCGCCGCAGCCGCCGCCACCCUGGCCAAGUCCCCGGCCUUCUUCAAGCGUCGCGGUUUCUUCCCACUCUCGUCGGAGCCGAGCGGGCGGCUGAGCACCGGCGCUGGACCAUCAUCUCGCCGGAGCCGAUCGAUGACGAGUCCAUCCUCCCUCCUCCUGCGCCCGACGCCGUCAUCCUCCCUGACAUUCUCCUCGAGCCGGAUCCGGUGCGGGGACCCGGAGGCGCUGUUGUCCCCGGACCGGUUGAAGUAAUCGACGGUAGUCGGUGGUGGCGGUGACGGACAGAGAGAGAGAGAGAGAGAGGUGCUGGGAUGAGGUGGAGCUCCUUAAUGGCGGGUCGCAUGCCUCAAUUAAAUGACCUGCCUGCCCGCUUUAAUGACGAGUAAAAGAGUGAGAGAGAGAGAGAGACAGAGAGAGAGAGAGAGAGAGUCUUUUCUUCCUUUCGAAUAUAUAUCCCCUCCCCCCUCUCUCUCUCUCUCUCCCUCUCUCCCUCUCUCUCCUCCGUGUCUGCUGUUCUCGCUGCGCGGCGGUUAGUUGGAAGCAUUAAUGUGGCUAUUUCAUCGAAGCAGUCGAUGGAGGAGGAAGGGGGUGGUGGUGGAUGGAAAUGAAGUACCGGGAAAGGCGGAAGCGGAGACGUGGGGGAGGACGUGGCUGGCACGUUCCACUCGGCAUGUAGAACAGGGUAGAAGGCCUUCGCGUCACCCGUCUCUCUUACCCGCCCUGCGACUUCAUGACACGCCGUGAGUUAUUCAUCGUUCCUCCUCUUGUAGUUUCUGUUUCUGGGUGUUGUGCUGUUGCGACAGUUGGACAUAAAAUAAAUAGUUGGAAUUUAAUUUCAA